Oncorhynchus mykiss (rainbow trout) is the source of this 6764-nucleotide messenger RNA. It is a transcript of the gene dot1l, whose product is annotated as DOT1 like histone lysine methyltransferase. Gene Ontology annotation, molecular function: histone H3K79 methyltransferase activity. Gene Ontology annotation, biological process: regulation of transcription regulatory region DNA binding; DNA repair; DNA damage checkpoint signaling. The record is from RefSeq and is a predicted model, not a curated record. NCBI's taxonomy places the organism in Eukaryota, Metazoa, Chordata, Actinopteri, Salmoniformes, Salmonidae. Gene Ontology annotation, cellular component: nucleus.
GAAAUGUAACAAUCCGGUUGUACACUCCCGGUAACCGUAUACUUCCCCUGCUCUGAGUCCCCCCUCCCUGACGAUUUUGUCACUUUGGUAGAGGCCGCUUUGCCUUUUUUUUCACGCCGAGCGGAGCAAGAUGGCGGCUGUACUGCCGAGGACGAGGUGUAGUAGCCGCUCGGCAUGAACAUUUAUUUUUGAAAUAAAUUUAUUAAAAUCAAACGGAAAUAUUUGAACGUCGGACUACAAGGGUCGUGCACUACUUCACUCCAUUACAAUAAUCGCAAUUUUUUAUAUGUUAAGAAUUUUCUUUCUGACAACAUGAUCACAUUGUAGUAGCUAGCUCACUAAACUAGCAAGCAUAGCCAGCCUACCACCGUAGCAAACGCAGGAGAAAGUGUAGAAUGGGAGAAAAGCUAGAACUCAAGCUGAAGUCGCCGGUUGGAGCAGAAGCUGCUGGCUAUCCGUGGCCGUUACCAGUAUACGACAAACACCACGAUGCUGCUCAUGAAAUCAUUGAGACCAUUCGGUGGGUGUGUGAGGAGAUCCCAGACCUUAAGCUGGCCAUGGAGAACUAUGUCCUCAUCGACUACGACACCAAGAGCUUCGAGAGUAUGCAGAGACUUUGUGACAAAUACAAUAGAGCCAUUGACAGCAUCCACCAGCUGUGGAAAGGCACAACUCCUCCCCUGAAGUUGAACAAGCGGCCGUCCAAUGGGCUGCUUAGACACAUCCUGCAGCAGGUGUACAACCACUCGGUCACGGACCCCGAGAAGCUCAACAACUAUGAGCCCUUCUCCCCCGAGGUGUACGGCGAGACCUCCUUCGACCUGGUGGCCCAGAUCAUCAACGAGAUGGAGAUGAUGGAGGAUGACACCUUCGUAGACCUCGGCAGCGGGGUGGGACAAGUGGUGCUGCAGGUUGCCGCAGCAACAAACUGUAAACACUACUUUGGUGUGGAGAAGGCAGACAUUCCAGCCACUUAUGCUGAGUCUAUGGAUAAAGAAUUUAAGAGGUGGAUGAAGUGGUAUGGGAAGAAGCACGGGGACUACACGCUGGAGAGGGGGGAUUUCCUGUCUGAAGUGUGGAAGGACAGGAUCGCCAACACAAGCAGUGUUAUUUUUGUGAACAACUUUGCCUUUGGUCCAGAAGUGGAUCACCAGCUGAAGGAGCGCUUUGCUAACAUGAAGGAAGGUGCGAAAAUUGUAUCAUCAAAACCUUUUGCACCUCUAAAUUUUAGAAUCAACAGUCGAAACUUGAGUGACAUUGGCACAAUAAUGAGAGUCGUUGAGCUGUCUCCGUUGAGGGGUUCAGUGUCCUGGACAGGGAAGCCAGUUUCCUACUACCUUCAUACAAUAGACCGCACCAUACUUGAAAACUAUUUUCAUAGUCUCAAAAAUCCUAAACUCAGGGAGGAGCAAGAAGCAGCUAGGCGUCGACAAGAAAAGAACAGUAAAGACAGUAAAAACACCACCCCAACCAAGGCAAAGGAGCACAAGGAUUCCUGCGGCGAGGAUGAGCAACCGAGGCUAUUGGCAGUCGUGAAGGCGUCACCCAAACCCCGCCGCGCCAAACUCCUCAGCAAAGGCCGCAAGCUGAGCGCUCGGAAGCGCGGGCGUCCCAAGAAGGCUGCCGUGACUGCAGCCGAACGCAAGAGCAAGAAGAGCCAGAGUGCCCUGGAGCUGCUGCACGCCAAGACCAUCUCUGCAGCACCCCCUCAGGAUGCAUACAGGUCACCUCAAAGUCCCCUCUACCAGCUACCUCCCAAAGUUCAGCACUAUGCGUCUGGGCAACUGCUGCUGGGCCCCACUCCUCCUGGCCUACAACAGCUUCUAGACAACAUUAAAGUCCAGUACCUCCAGUUCAUGACCUACAUGAAGACACCUCAGUACCACAAUCACCUGCAGCAAGUCCUGGAGCAGGAGAAGCUAAAACACAGCGAGCUCUCUGGGCAGGCGGAGCAGCUGCAGACUGUGUGUCAGACCCACAAAGAGAAGAUCAAAGGCCUCUUCCACACCAAACUGGAUGAGCUGGGAGUGAAGGCCCUAACUGUGGAGGACCUGCUGCAGGCCCAGAAGGAGAUCUCCGCCCACAACCAUCAGCUGAAGGAGCAGACCAAGCAGCUGGAGAGAGACAUGAUCGAGCUGAGGGACCACAGCCUGCUCCUGUUGAAGUCUCGGUGUGAAGAGCUGAAGCUGGACUGGAGCUCUCUGUGUCUUGAGAGCCUGCUGAAGGAGAAGCAGGCCCUACGCAGACAGAUCUCCGAAAAACAGCGGCACUGUCUCGAGUUACAGAUCAGCAUCGUGGAGCUGGAGAAGAGUCAGAGACAACAGGAGCUGCUCCAGCUCAAGUCCUACAGUCCCUGUGAGGAUUCCCCUUACCGUAAGGGCCUCCCUCGCCCUACCCUGGACCACGACACCCCCAAACUGAGCCUGGUCGUGGCCGGCCUCAGCCCCGAACUGUCCAUCAACGGCACCGCCUCGCCCUGCUUCGACAGGAGGGCCACCAAGGGAGAGCUCCUCUCCCGCUACCUGCCCAUCUCGCCUGACGACGAGAUUGUGCCCCCCACCCCGGACGCCCGGCACAGGCAGCUGGGUCACCCCCUCCCUGACUACACCCGCUUCUCCCCAGCCAAGAUCGCCCUGCGCAGACACCUGAACCAGGACUCUAGUACUGCACACUUCAGAGGCUUGGGCUUCACUGGUCUCAGGGGGGAUAUGGGCGCCAUCACCUCUCCACUAGGCGCUAAACUGAGCUGCCUGUCUCCCAACUCAUCAGACAGUCAGCAGAACAACAUACUCAGGAGUGCUGAGAGGGGGGGUAAGGAGAAGAGUCCAGCAGGGGGUCCGGGUGAAGCCAUCACCAGCCUGCCCAUCAGUAUCCCCCUCAGCACAGUGCACCCCAGCAAACUCCCUGUUAGCAUCCCCCUGGCCAGUGUGGUGCUGCCCAGCCGAGCAGAGAGACUGAGGAGCACACCGAGUCCUGUGUCCCAGACAGGCCAGACCAACGGGUACUCCUCUAGCUUAGGGCUGAUGAACGGAGGCUCUCACUCUGAGGAACAGGACGGGGCUGCCCCCUCCCCUCCCCCUCAUGGUGCCCCUCCAAUGGGACCAACACAAGGCCACAGCCCCCCCCUCAGCACCGGAGGGGUCCUCCAGUAUGCUGACGGCACCCCCAGAAUCCUCCCUGAGGACAGGGCCGAGCGCCAGGGCGAGUCUGACUCUGAGCCCCAGGACAGCGAGUCCAGACGCCGCAUGUUCUUCUCUUCUUCCUCUUCAUCGUCUUCCUCCUCCUCUGGGGGCGCCGCUUCUCGCCUCCGCCUCGGCUCGGCCAGACAGAGCCAGCAUCACCUAGGUAGCCACAGUAACCACAACAACCACCACCACUCGCCGGGCUCCCAACACACAAACUCUCACGGCCAUGGGUCUCAGGAGGAACGCAAGCGUGGGAGGAGGAAGCGAAGCUCAACGGGGGCUCAACCUGCCAGUGGCUCCCCAAAGAGGAAGUCCUUUCCUGGGCUCAGCUCCACCAAUCACCCAUCAGGAUCCCCACUCAACAUCAACACCAUGGUGAACAACAUUAACCAGCCUCUGGAGAUCGCUGCCAUCUCUUCCCCGGAGCAGUCUGGAUGUAGCCCCUGUGGUCCAGACAUGGACCAGCCCCCUGUAUUGAAGCGAGAACGCCCUCUGGAGAUGAAUGGCUCAGGAUGCUACUCCUCCGCACCCAGCUCUGAUGAUGACUCUGGCUACCCCGCGGACAGCUCCAGCUCAAGAAUUGAAAGGAAGAUUGCCACUAUUUCCUUGGAGAGCAGAGAUGGACCAGGCAGACCAGGGGACAGGGAGCGCGGAAGGAAGUCAGGAGGCAGCAGCAGUAACAGCACAGGAAGUGAGGUCUCCUCUUCAUCUUCCUCCUCAUCCAACAGCAAGUGGAAAUCCACCUUCUCCCCCAUCUCUGACCUCAAGCAGCCCCUGUCCGAGGUGAGGCAGGGGGGCUCCCCCUUUGGCACAGGGAGAGAGCCGCGGGGCCUGGGCACGGGUACGGACUCAGACUCUGAUCACAAACCGCAGCAGCAGAGGAGGGGGUGCGAGGGGGCCGGGGGCGAGCCCUCAGGGUUUCAGGACAUCCCCCUUAACCCCUUCCUUAGCCAGGAGUCUGGGGGCCGGCCGGGGGCAGGGGCCCAGGGAGGAAGCAGCUCUGAGAGGCAGGCCAUGCCCAAACAGAAGCCCCGGGGUGAGUGGGAGCUGAAGACAUCCAGCAGCAUGGGCAACAGCCAGAAUCUCUUCAUCUCUGCAGCCGUCAGCGGGGGUAUCCUGAGCGGUAAGGUAGGGGGCAGCCCUGUAUCUUCAGCCUCAGGGGCCUCUGUGGGACAUUACCUGGGCCUUGGGGGCGCCUCUGUCCUCCAGUCCCUGUUCGGAACCCAGACGUCCGGAACCUCUGUGAGCGGGGCCCCGCGCCUGGUCAACGGACACUCUUCCCUGGGGAGCUUCUCCAGCGCUGGGCUGGCAGGCAUGUUUCACCACGUGGUGCCCUCAGUGUCCUCCCAUCAGUUUGGGGCUGCGCUGCCAGCCUCAGGAGGCCUCAGCUCUCUGCUCAGUCUGUCCUCCUCCCAGCAGCACCAACAUCCUGCCCCCCAGUCAGGCUCCUCCUUCCUGGCCUCUGUAUCCUCCUCCCUCCCCCUCUCCCAUUCCCAGCACAGCCGCACCCAAACAGUGCUGCACACCCCUCCACCCCCCACGCUCUCCCUGCCCCCCCCACCACCAUAUCUCAACGUCUCCUCCUCCUCAGUCUCGUCCUCUGACCCCAGUCCCUCGUCUCGCUCUGAGGCCUUCCCCUCUUCUCUCCAGCAACAGAGAGUACAGUCCUCUCUCUCGGUCUCCUCCUCCUCUGCUUCUGUCUCCUCCUCUUCUUCACCUUCCUCUCGUAGCUUCACAGUGCACUACCCCCCUCAUCUGCCCCCUCCAACCCAGGCCAGUAGCUCAGGAGGUGGGGUCAGCAUGUGGAGGACUCUGGGCUUGCCUGCUUCCUACACGUCGUCCUCUCAGCACCCUGGCUCCCGGCCUAGAUAGGGCAUAGGGUGAGGGGCGGGUGGGGGAUGUGGUAGGGGGGUGUGGGUCAAUCAGAGGGAUAAGAGGAAGAGACUGGUAGGGAGAGACACACAGACAACCUGGUUUUCCUGUGCUUCCAAAGCUGCUAUUCAGUUCUAACAAGGUAACUGAAGAAUAUCUACCUCAACCCAACGUAACCUAUGCAAAUGGACAGGUGUGGACCAAUGGACAAUACUAUCUCACUCGUGCUCCUAAGCCUGCUAAACCGCCACUGUACUGGGACUCAACACACACACACACACACACACAGAGCUGAGCACACAUACACACACUGCUUCGGCAACUCACGCUGACACAUACUCGCAGCAUGGCGUCCUGAGCAGAGUUGAGCGGUCACGGGGGUGUUUGUGUUGUGGGUUGAGGCUGAUAGUAAUCACUGGGUUGUGUUCAUCCCAUCCUUAAUGAAUUGGUAUGCUGCCUACUCGUAACAUUAUAGUGACACAUGAAACGCACUGUUUCCAUGGCAGUAACUUGUCACCAUGUAACGUGGUGCUAAUAAGACUUACUAAAUAUACAUAGUUAUUUGUUAAAGACUCAAUUCACACAUUUGACUACAGAAGAAGUCAGUCAGCAGUGUAGUUUUACAUAUCACUGGUGCCGUUAUAUUAGUAAAGGCAGACAGUGUGUACAGUGGGAGAUUCGUGUGGGUCUGUCAUCCUAGUAGACAGCACUCUCCUCUUCUGUCAUUAUCUGACCACCGGGUGCUAUGUUAGACCUCACCCUCCACGCACACCAUCACACACACACGCUAGACCAGUCUAACCCAGCUCUGAUCAGGACUAGGGACCAUGCAGCUGUGCCUCACUGCAUCUCUAGCACCCUGCUACCUAACCUUGAACCCUGAUCAUUUGUUCAGUCAAUGAAAUAUAAUUUGAACACAUUAGCUUUUGGCUAAGUAUAAAACAGGGGGAAGCUGUUUGUUCAAAUGCACUGGGUAACAUAUCUGUGUACCCUGUGACAAUGUCCCUGGUGCAGGGACAGCACUAUAGUCAGCCGUCAGCCCAGAGUAAAAGGUUCUUAGUUAUAUUGGUGUAAUUAUGGUCCGUGUCAAGUCAAGGGAUCAUUCAUGUGAAUAACUUUUGUGUCUGGACAUGAAAUGGUAGGCACAGAGGUUCUCAUUCACUUAAGUGCUGCCGGCUGAGCUGUGCGUCAACACAUGCAUGAUGUGAACAGCAGAAGGACUGGAGGAUAGAAAGCGGAAACAGGAUUCAGUUACUGAGACAGUCCGUUUAUAAUCACUACUUAUAGAGCCAGCUGGAGUGCUAGGGGCGUAGGGACCCGCAACGCAAUGUGCAUUCUUCACAAGUAGGAAUCUCAACUACCCUUAAUCUAAGCUUCUUUGUUAGGUUUUUAUAUCCCUGCCGAAACACUGAUAUGAUGAAAAUGCAGGUGUAAUUUUGGGACUCAAAUGUUGUUUGUGUUGUAUUCAGGCAAGUCUCUGGAGUCAUAUCUCACUGAGUUCACAGGGUAGAAAUGCUGUCUGUACGUGUCACCUUUUGUCCACUAACACUGUAGUGGCGCUUUCUGCAGCCACUUCAACCUGCACACACUGAUAUACAAACACCGCUCACACACUGAUAUACAAACACCGCUCACACACUGAUAUACAAACACCGCUCACACACUGAUACACAAACACCGCUCACACACUGAUACACAAACACCGCU